This is a messenger RNA of Phragmites australis (common reed), 1569 nucleotides long. Its product is annotated as phosphoglycerate mutase-like protein. The transcript is spliced from 11 exons. Gene Ontology annotation, cellular component: cytoplasm. The record is from RefSeq and is a predicted model, not a curated record. Lineage: Eukaryota; Viridiplantae; Streptophyta; Magnoliopsida; Poales; Poaceae. Gene Ontology annotation, molecular function: phosphatase activity. Bases 371 to 961 code for a protein of 196 amino acids.
CAAGGUGAUAGUCAUCCUUCGGUCAUCAUGAGCGUCACGAUUUAGAUCGGGAUUUUUAGGGUUUACACAAGCCUAUAACAUAUAUGGUGAUCGAUUGGCCGCCGGUUCCCCAUUUUAUUUGUGGCGUCACGUGAUCGGGACUAAAACCAAAACAAGAAUUCUGAAUCUAGAACCAAGGACGACUAUCAAAUGCAAGAAUCGCCUUGAUUUGGUUUUGACAACGGAGAAACCGAGGAGAAGCGCCGACGUGGAGAGAUCCAGAGCGCAGAGUACCUCCGCCGCCGCAUCCAUCUCCUGCAUCAAGCCCCAAAUCUGUAAGGAUAAGGACGAGGUAGAAGGAAAACCUAUCUUCCAGCUUUCGAAAAAAUUCAUGACACAAACUAGGACACUCACAUUCUACGGAAUGGAGGGCAACUCUGGCACUGCUGUGUACCCUAUGCACCGCUGCAAAACCAUACACCUGGUGAGGCAUGCUCAGGGUAUUCACAAUGUGGAAGGCGAAACGGAUCACAGUGCAUACAUGAAACCCGAGUUCUUUGACGCUCGCAUUACUCCUCUGGGCUGGAAGCAAGUUGACUGUCUGCGAGAGCAUGUGAAAAAAUGUGGACUUGCAAAAAGGAUUGAGCUGGUUCUUUGUUCCCCUUUACUGAGGACUAUGCAGACUGCAGUGGGGGUUUUCGGUGGUGAAAACUAUACUAACGGAGAAAAUGCACCUCCACUGAUGGUGGAAAAUGCUGGACAUAGUAAACGUCGUGCAAUUUCAAGUUUGAACUGCCCACCAUUUCUUGCGGUUGAGACCUGCAGGGAGCGCUUGGGUGUCCAUCCAUGUGACAAGCGGAGGAGCGUAACAGAAUAUCGUACUCUGUUUCCUGCCAUUGAUUUUUCAUUGGCAAGUUUCUUUCAUUGUAAAUUCAUGAAUUGCGUUGUGGACCUCUUCAUUUCCAAUGGUGUUCCAAACUAGCAAUGUUGUAUCAUUUAUAUGUACACGAUUUCUUUACAGAUAGAGAAUGAUGAUGAUGUCCUUUGGGUACCAGAUGUCAGAGAAACCUUUGAAUCACUCACAGAGAGGGGUAUGAAGUUCAUUGACUGGUUAUGGACAAGAGAAGAGAAAGAGAUCGCUGUCGUCACUCAUAGCGGUUUGUUAUGGCAUACCUUGCGCAUGUACAGCAAGGAGUGCCAUCCAACCGUAAGACAGGAAGUGAGCAAGUACUUUGCAAACUGUGAGCUUCUGUCGUUGGUGUUGGUUGACAGGAGUAUGCUUGGGUCAGAUUCCCCAAGUUGCAACUACCCAGGACAGAUUCCAACCGGACUCGAUCUGCCUAACGAUGUUGCGGAUAAGAAUCACCUUGAUGAAGCUCACAAGAUCUGAGCCUGCCUGAGACUGUUUAGUGUUUAGCGUUGAUACUUCGAUUCUUUUGUCAAUCCAUUUUGGCAUUUUUCAAGUUUCCAUUGAAUCGAAGAUAAACAUCUACAGAUAAGAGUCGUCUUCGGCGCAUGCUAUUUUCAUGUAUGGUGAUAGGAUUGAUACUCUUCUGUUGUUGAUACUUGAUAUCAAUUAUGCUUCAUCUA